AGACCCUCCAUUUUCCUCUCUCUCAUAUCGAUCUGUACUCAACACUGCCACGUCCUGUUUUCUCUCUAGAAUUUUCUCUUAAUUCCGUGAGUUUGGAUGAAAGUUUCAGCUUCCCAUUUUUUUCUGAAUCCGUGAACUCAACUUUUCGGAACUCUAUUAACAAAUAUCUCGAAUUUCGGGUGUGAUUUUUUUUUUUUUCAAGCAUAAAGAAAAAACCAGGAUUCAAUCGGUCCCUGGCUGCUGCAACUCAACUACAUGCGUGAAAUUCAUCACAUGACAGCUGAUCUUAGUGUAUCACACUGAGGUCUGAGAUCGGAAUUUGGGUUAUUCAGCAAUUCUGCUCAAAUCUUCUGAAUUGUGUGGUUAGUCUAAUGGACAACAUGGGAGUUGAGUCUGGGACUAUGCUGGAGACUGCGAAUGCUUUGGGAACGUCCGAUCACACUUCCGUUGUUGCAAUAACCUUGUUUGUGACGCUCCUUUCUGCAUGUAUUGUGAUCGGCCAUCUGUUGGAGGAAAACCGUUGGAUGAAUGAAUCUAUCACCGCACUCAUUAUUGUUAAAAAGAAACAGUUCUUUCGCAACUUCAUGACUAUAAUAUUGUUUGGAGCAGUUGGUACUUUGAUAUCCUUUGUCAUCAUAUCAUUAGGUGCUAUUGCCUUCUUCCAGAAAAUGGAUAUUAGUCUUGCAAUUGGAGAUUAUCUUGCAAUUGGAGCAAUUUUCGCUGCAACAGACUCAGUUUGCACAUUGCAGGUUCUCAGUCAGGAUGAGACGCCACUGCUCUACAGUUUAGUUUUCGGAGAAGGGGUUGUAAAUGAUGCAACAUCUGUUGUUAUUUUCAAUGCAGUUCAGAACUUUGACCUCUCUCAUAUCAAUACUGCUGUGGCUUUCAGCCUCAUUGGAAACUUUUUUUAUUUAUUUAUCUCGAGCACUGCGUUGGGAGUUGCAACUGGUUUGCUUAGUGCAUACGUCAUAAAGAAGCUCUAUUUUGGAAGGCAUUCUACUGAUCGUGAGGUCGCCAUCAUGAUGCUCCUGGCUUACUUAUCGUACAUGUUGGCUGAAUUAUUCUACUUGAGUGGCAUCCUUACUGUAUUCUUCUGUGGAAUUGUGAUGUCGCACUAUACCUGGCAUAAUGUCACCGAGAACUCAAGAGUCACCACCAAGCACACGUUUGCUACAUUGUCAUUUGUUGCCGAGACAUUCAUAUUCCUUUACGUCGGCAUGGAUGCUCUGGAUAUUGACAAGUGGAGGGUUGUUAGUAGCAGCCCGAAAAAGUCCAUUGCUGUUAGUGCGACUCUGCUGGGGUUGACUAUGGUUGGCCGAGCAGCCUUUGUAUUCCCUUUGUCAUUUCUGUCCAACUUGACCAAGAAGUCUCCAACUGAGAAGAUUGGAUUUAAGCAGCAAAUCACUAUAUGGUGGGCUGGGCUAAUGCGGGGCGCUGUUUCUAUGGCUCUUGCUUACAAUCAGUUUACUAAUGCAGGCCAUACCCAGGACCGUGGAAAUGCCAUAAUGAUUACAAGCACAAUAACAGUUGUCCUCUUCAGCACUGUGGUGUUUGGGCUGUUGACGAAACCCCUGAUAAGGUUCCUAAUGCCUUCCCACAAACAGCUGAGCCGGACAAUAUCCUCCGAGCAGCCCCUCACCCCAAACUCCUUCACUGUCCCACUCCUUGGUGAGGGUCAGGACUCAGUCUCCGAGCUGUUCAGCGGAAAUGGGAUGAUGAGCUCCGAGGGUCGAACUGUGGCCCGCCCCAGCAGCCUGCGCAUGCUGCUCACAAAGCCCACCCACACUGUCCACUACUACUGGAGGAAAUUUGACGAUGCUUUCAUGCGACCCGUUUUUGGCGGGCGUGGGUUUGUGCCUUACGUGCCGGGCUCACCCACUGAGCACAGCGUUCACCAGCAGCAGCAGCAGCAGCAGUGGCAAGGAGAAACCAAGCACUGAGUGAGGACGACUGUUUCGGAACUCAGGUUUUCUAUUUUUGUACAACUAGUUUUCGUUUUGUUUGAUCGGUUGGUUUUUUUGUGUUUUUUGAUUGUCGCGCGCGGGGAAUAGUGGGAUUUUGUCUUUGUAAUUUUAUUUCCUUGGAUAUCCGAAGAUUUUUUCUGUAUAAGGUUUUAUCAACUGUUCAUACUGUGAUGUAUAGUUGUGUAAUUAAUUAUCUGGCUUGUGCAUUGACAUUUAUCUAGAGUAUCUAUUGGGAGUUUUAUGCGGUUGUGUUGUGUAUCGUCUCUUGGGCUUGUAUUACAACAAAGGAUUGUACAUUGGAGUGUUUUUUUUGNAAAAAGUUG
Messenger RNA from Striga asiatica, 2287 nucleotides. The record is from the annotation of a GenBank genome assembly. Lineage: Eukaryota; Viridiplantae; Streptophyta; Magnoliopsida; Lamiales; Orobanchaceae.